Messenger RNA from Protobothrops mucrosquamatus (brown spotted pit viper), 1188 nucleotides. It is a transcript of the gene HSPB2, whose product is annotated as heat shock protein family B (small) member 2. Lineage: Eukaryota; Metazoa; Chordata; Lepidosauria; Squamata; Viperidae. The coding region runs from base 49 to 588 and encodes 179 amino acids. Gene Ontology annotation, molecular function: protein folding chaperone; structural constituent of eye lens. Gene Ontology annotation, biological process: protein refolding; response to heat. The record is from RefSeq and is a predicted model, not a curated record. The transcript has 2 exons.
CCCAAGGAAGGCGCUGGGGAGCGAGCACAUCUAGACAGCUUUCUCAUCAUGGCUCAGCAGCACAGCCUGCCCCACGCCUACCCCAUGAGCCCGGAAUGCGAGUUUGCCAACCCCAGCAAGAUUUACGACCAGAAUUUUGGAGAAGGCCUUUGCCCUGGAGAUAUUCUGGCUCCAACUUUGUACCAUGGUUAUUAUAUCAGGCCCCGGAUUAACAAACAGCUGGAACGAGGGAUUUCAGAGGUCACCCUCAAUGAACACAAAUUCCAGGUCUUCCUUGACGUUUGCCAGUUCACCCCCGAUGAAAUCGCUGUCCGCACUGUGGACAACCUCCUGGAGGUGACAGCCCAGCAUCCUCAGAAGGUUGACCGACAUGGAUUCAUCUCCCGGGAAUUCACCCGAACCUACAUCCUGCCCUUGGAUGUCGAUCCCUUGUCAGUCAAAGCCACUGUGACCCACGAUGGCAUCCUGAGCGUUGAAGUCCGGCGGACGGGAAAGGAAGUGAAGGCCAAAGUCAACGAGGUGGAAGUCACCAGCCAAGGACAACCAGAAAGGAAAGCAGGAAGUUCAGGAGAGACCUCAGAUCCCUAAAACAUCCUUCUAGGAUGGCCCAUUUUGGGAUACGUUGAGUAGGUGAAUUUGGAAGUGGUCUUUCAUGGACACCAAAGGCCAGGCCUAGUUGGUCUCCUUGGCUUCAUCUUUUCCUCCCCAAAUAUCUAGGGUUUUCAUUCCAAGAAGCUUCUCCCACAAGGUCUUCAGAGCUACAACUUAUCCUUUUAGAUGUCUUCUAACCUUCGUUCAUCAAAAAUAUAAUUCCCCGGAUUAUAAUGGAAGACAGUAAAGGCCACUGCACCAGUUUGAAACCUUUUUGUUUCUCACUUUGAACAGGUACCAUAAUUCCUAACAUUUUUCUGCCAAUGUGGUAGGCUGAUGGGAGUUGUGGUCCAAAGCACUUGGAAGGCCAGUAGAGUAGGGAAGAUGACACUCGCAAUGUUGCUGGCAUUAGACAGACUCAGAUGAUUAAACCUUACUUUCUUUACCAAAGAAUUAAUUAGCCCUUUUGAGAUGGGCUUAGUUUGACAACCCAUCAAAUCAGCCCUUUUUAUUUUGGAAUUCUGCAAAGCUUUAUUUACUGCCCUUCCUUUUGCUCUUGGCUGCUUUUACUCAUCUGUUGAUGAUUAAAUGAGAUUU